Messenger RNA from Adineta ricciae, 645 nucleotides. The record is from the annotation of a GenBank genome assembly. NCBI's taxonomy places the organism in Eukaryota, Metazoa, Rotifera, Eurotatoria, Adinetida, Adinetidae.
AUGACAUCCAUAGCAGCAAACGCAUUACACGGUCUCAACAGUCUUUCUCUUACUCAAAUUGACCAAUUUACUGCUCCUUCAUCUGCUCCAGCUGAAAUCACGUCAUUUACCACUGAAGUGUUGUCUGCUGCGGUAUGCAUCAACCAACUGAUUUCUCUUCUCGACCAGUAUGAUGGUUUCAUAGUGGCUUGUUUUUCUGAUCAUCCACUUGUUGAAAUGUUACGAGAACAUACUGACAAGCCAGUGGUUGGAAUUAUGCAAGCUAGUCUGAUUCACGCAACACUUCUAGGAAAUCGAUUCGGGAUUGUUACAACAAAUAAAGAAUGGGAAUUUUUGUUGAAUAAAAGUAUUCACAACAUGGCACUGGAUCAUCGAUGCGGAGGAAUCAAAGCGACUAACAUUUCACCUGUUGGUUUAGAACUUGCUGGAAAAGAUGUUAUCAAUGUGGCGAUGAGUGAAGCAGCCGGUGAGCUUGUGAAGAACAACGGAUGUGACAUCAUCAUAUUGGGAUGUGCAGGAAUGAGUGGAUUGAAGGAAACGAUGCAACAGGCUUGUCUUACUAUGGGAUUGAAAGCUUCGAUUAUUGAUCCAGUCGUUGCUGGAUAUGAAGUUCUAUCAGGAUUGAUAGGUGCGCAAAAAGCCUAA